UGAAAAGAAAAAAUAAAAAACCUAUGAAAAGAAAUAAUUGAAAAUUUUUGUGAAUGUGUGUGUGUGUAUGAAGAAAAUUUAAAUAAUCAGGUGUUGAAAGUUAAGCAAAAAAUAAGAGAGUAACAAAAUUACCUACCUUUGACCCAUUGGGCUGCGUGACAAGUGCAUUAUUUUCUAUUGGAUACCAACUACCUGGACCAAACCUUGAGGCCUGCCUGCCUGCCUACCUGUUGCCAAAGGUGUAAAAGUGUUUAUUUUUUUCAAUGGGUGCGCUGGAUGGAUGUGCAUCGGAGUAUCUUUUCCAUGAAGGUUAAUUGUUAACAUCUGGUUACACCCAACUAACCAGCCAAGCGUGUGCAUCGCGCAUCGUGUCUUUUGCGGCUUAAAACCUACAUCUACAUCUUUCCCAUAAGAGUUAUUCCAAGUAAAUGCAAAAUACCACGAAAAAGGCUUAGAGAACAAGUCUCCCCACCUCACCCGCAGAUCGUCAGGUGAUUUUCUAUUUAACGUGAGCCAGCCAGCCAGUCGGCCAGCCAGCGUGUAUGUCAAUGCCAAAGCAAAUACAUCGAGUGGAACGAACAAGGUAUUCUCAUACCGGACUCGCUCUCUCUCCGCCAAACUUCAAACUACUUUGGAUACUUUGUUUCACAGAGGAGAUACCCCGAAACUUACUCUGAGAAGAGAUAUUAGACAACUAAAUCUCAAGAGGCCGACUCUCUCUCUAUCUCUCCCUAAGUCGUUGGAAUAACUGAUAACUGGGAGUCAAAGCUUUAUACGGUUUAAAGAAUAUAAAACCGUAUGUGAGAGUAACGAGAUACAAAACAACAGCAACAACAAAAAUAAUAACAAACAUAUAGUGGAGUAAAAAAACUAUCUGAAAACAAAAUAACAAAAACAACGUGACCAGUGACCGGUUUUUUUGCAAUUAAUUUAAAAAUUGUUUACAUACACCACAAACGUGGUCGAAAAGGGGCAAAGAUUGAACACAGACCGGUGGAUAAAAGUGUGUAAGGUCCAAGAGCAAGAAAGAAAGGCUUUUUUGCACAUGGCCUAUUAAGAAACAAAAACAAAAAAAAAAAAAAAAACACACCUCACAGCAAGGAGGAAUUCCAACCAGAACAAAAAAAUUAAAUAAAAAAAACCAACGAAGAUACUUUUUGGCGCCCAACAUCAUAAUCAUCUUCAUUGUUAACAUCUUCUUCUCUCCCUAAACACAAAAAACGGAAAGAAAGCAGCAAAAAAUCGCAAAACAACAACAAAAAUAUGAAGAAUUUUCAAAUCUAAAGAAAAAAAGCCCACCAUUCAUAUUUGAAAGAAGAAGGAGAAAAAAUACCAAACACUCGUCGUAGCAAAAAAAGUUGUUUUUUUUUUAACAUAACCUCAAAAGUUCGCCGGUCAAUCAUGACACUGGAAUUAAGGAUUUUAUCAACGGCGCUACUUGUUUUAGUAGCCGGUGUCUUAAUGACCCACUCGUUCAACUUGGAAAGUCGCCUGCCCAUUGUUAAAUUCAAUGCAAAUCCAACAUCGUAUUUUGGCUAUUCAAUAGCCACGCACACCGUGGGAGAAUACAAUUGGCCAAAUAACACUAAAUGGCUUCUUGUUGGCGCACCCCUGGACAAAAAUCUACAGCCGGGCACCAAUCACUCGGGUGCCCUGUACAAAUGCCCCAUAACACAGAAUUACGAUGACUGUGAACAGGUUGUAACCGAUGGCCGAAGAUCGCCUGAAGGAGUCUAUGAACCUACAUACGAUAGCGAUGAUGUAGAGGAAUUAAUGGAACCUUCUGAGGAUGAAAUCAAAGAGGACCAAUGGCUGGGUGUUACCGUCCGGAGUCAAGGUUUAGGCGGCAAGGUUUUGGUCUGCGCCCAUCGUUACAUAACGAAAGUACGCGAUAAUCGUUAUGGCCAAGGUCUAUGCUAUGUGCUGACCAAUGAGUUGAGUUACGAUGAAGUUUAUGAGCCAUGUAAAGGUCGUACUGUGCAAAGAGCCCAUGAAGAUUAUGGUUUCUGUCAGGUGGGCACCUCUGGCGCCUUGUUGGAUGACAACACCAUGGUGCUGGGUACCCCCGGGCCCUACACAUGGCGUGGCACUGUCUUUGUAACAGAAAUUGGUGGUGAAUAUUUGGAACGUGAUAAGAACAUGUACUAUGGUGACCAUUCGGAUACCUCCACGAUAGAGAAAUACAGCUACCUGGGUAUGGCCGUUACGGGAGGACGUUAUUUUGGUGAGCGCAUGUCUUAUGCGGCUGGAGCACCUCGGGCAAAUGGCCACGGUCAGGUGGUCAUCUUCGAUAAGGAUAAUCGUAACCCCAUACCCAUACACAUGGUAAUUGAGGGAGAACAAUUUGCCUCCUCGUUUGGCUAUGAACUGACCACGGCCGAUGUUAACGGUGAUCAGAAACCAGAUUUGAUUGUGGCUGCCCCAUUUUAUUUCAACAAAUCCGAAGGAGGAGCUGUGUAUAUUUAUCAAAAUGUCAAUGAUAAACUGCCUUACAAAUACACCCUCAAGUUGACGGGGACGUUUGAGAGUCGCUUUGGUUUGGCCUUGGCCAAUAUUGGAGAUAUUAACAAGGACAACUGCGAAGAUUUGGCCAUUGGAGCGCCCUAUGAAGAUGAUGGUGUGGUGUAUAUUUAUUUGGGCAGCCGUAACGGUUUGAGUGCCAAACCCUCUCAAAGAAUACAGGCCUCCGAUUUGGGGCUGAUGCCAAAGGCGAUACAAACAUUUGGCAGUUCCAUAACCGGUGGCACUGAUUUGGAUGGUAAUUCGUAUCCUGAUAUUGUGGUGGGAGCCUAUAACUCUUCGGCCGUGGUGGCUUUGCUGUCAAGGCCCAUUAUUAGCAUACAAACCAAAUGGAGGGGAAAAGAAUUGAAAAACAUUGAUCCCACCAAGAGUGGUUGUGUUUCGGAUGCUUUCAGCAAUUUAACUUGCUUCACCUUUGAGGCCUGCUGUUCCAUUGACCCCUAUGAGGCCACAGCGGCAAAUAUCGAUUUGAAACUUAUGUACACCGUUGAGGCGGAGACGUUUGCACCCAAUAAGAAAUUCUCUCGGGUCUUUUUCGAUCGUGAGAAUAAACGCAGCAAUGUCAUAAAACGUGAAGUCACCGUGAAAACAGAUGGUCGUUUGUCAUGUCACCGGGUGAUAGGUUAUAUUAAGGAGAAUACACGAGAUAUCCAGAGUCCAAUUAAAUUUAAACUUAACUAUACCUUGGUAGAGACAAAAUUACCCGAUUCUGGGCUAAAGGGUUUGAACCCGAUUUUAGAUCAAACCCAGGCUAAUAUUGAGUUUGAGGGUACCUUCCAAAAGGAUUGUGGUGAUGAUGAUAUUUGUGAGUCGAAUUUGAAAUUGAGUGCCGAACUGGAUUUGAAUAUGGAGAAUGAAAACUAUGCCUUGGUUUUGGGUGAACAGGAAGAGAUUCGCGUGAAUGUUAAUGUCAGCAAUUCAGCCGAUUCGGCCUAUGAGACCCAGCUGUUUAUUGUGCAUCAAAAGAGUGUGGCUUAUAUUGCGGCCAUUAAGACGAGCACCGCCAUUUGCAGUCGUUUCAAUGAAACUGUGGUAGCCUGCAGCCUGGGCAAUCCCAUGCGCCGCGGCACAGCUGCCCAGGUCUCAAUACGUUUCGACCCCAGCGGCCUGGAGUUGGAUGAACGCAACUUAACAUUCGAUAUUUUUGCCAAUACCACUUCGAAGUUGGUGGGCUCCGAGAAACCGGCCAAGAAAUUAGAUGUACGAGUUAUUAAGAGAGCGGAAUUGAGUCUCCAAGGUUGGGCCCGUCCCGAACAGAGCUUCUACAGUGGUGAAAUGCGUUUGGAUAGCACCAUGAUGACAAUGGAAGAUAUUGGCUCACAAGUGAUGCAUACCUAUCAGAUCUACAACGAAGGCCCAUGGAAGGCACCCAAAGUCCAGCUGACCAUCUAUUGGCCGCAUCAAAUCCAAAGCGAAAAAGACAAACGCGACAAAUGGCUGUUGUAUCUGGAAGAAAUGCCGAUAAUCGAUAAUGUACGACAAGGCGAAUGUUUCGUUGCACCCGAAUAUGUAAAUCCCCUCAAACUUCAAUCGAAAUCGAAAACGAACCUCAUUGUCGAUGAUUUGCUGUUGGGACCAGCACCGUAUAUGAUGAGACCGUUGAACAAGACACAAUUCGCCCAUCGUAUGUAUAUGGAAAAGUCGUCAUAUAGCAGCAGCAAACAAGAGGUAACAAAUGAAGAAUCUAGCAUAGGCGGUGUACUGAAUCGCCUGCGACGCGAUACACUGACACGUAUUAUACGACCGGAACGUUUUAUGGAUUUCCGUGGCGAUCACAAGAACAAGAAACGUGAAAUUGUCGAAUUGGAUUGUACCAAGGCGACGGCACAGUGUAUUAAAAUCCAGUGUGAUAUCUAUAACAUGCCAGCGAACACGGAGGCCUAUGUACAUAUUAAGGCCCGUCUUUGGAAUUCAACACUGGUGUCCGAGCAUCCGCGAGCCGAUGCAGUGCGAAUUAUUUCAACGGCUCACGUUGAAAUACCCAGGGAAUUUAGUGUGGAACAGACGCAGACGUCAGAGCCACUGACGGUGGAGACACGUGCCUAUCCCGAAUUAAGCGGUCAGCAGCGUGACACAGCCACACCCCUGUGGAUUAUCAUAUUGGCCAUAAUUGGAGGCCUGCUGCUGCUGGCGCUCUUCACCUAUGCCAUGUGGAAGUGUGGUUUCUUCAAGCGCCGAAGACCGGAUCCAACGCUUAGCGGAAAUUUGGAGAAAAUGAACGAAGAGAAGCCAUUCUUAAAUUCAUCACAGAAAAAUAAUCCUCGCGGUUUCUAACAAGAAGGGACAGUUGGGUGGGAUUUAAUGCAGCAACAGAAAUUGAGACCGGAAACGGUUGAGCCACCCAAAAAUUGCUGUAGCAAAACAACAAAGAAGGAUAGUGAUACUUAUGAUUUUUGGCAAACAUUUCAACAAGAGAAUAAUAACAAUAACAACAACAAUAAUAAUAAUAAUAACAAUAAUUACAACUAUAAUAGUUGUAAUAUAGACAAUGAGGCCAGUGUUAUAGACUGGGGCUCUUUGUAGGUCCAUUAAAACAAAAAAUCCAAGAAGCCGGGAAGCCAUAUUAUCCUCCCCACUUCAUCUAAAAAAAACACCCUAUCUUCAUAACUUCACUACUCCCAGAUACCCAAGUAACAAAAACAAAAUUGUUCUUUUCUUUUUAAGUUAACAAAUUUUGUUCACCUGUGCCAUUUUUACCAGGGGGGGUCAUCAACAAGAAUACGCUAAUAUUUUUUUUUCAAUGUAACACAGCAGCAAUCGAAUUACUUAAUUUAAAACAAACACACACCCACACCAUAUUUCAUUUGUUUAAGUAAAUUUUGUAUAUAUUUUUUUGUUUGGUAUUUUUUUAAAAAUUAUUGUUAAGCUAGACUUAUUCUUUACAUUAAAAAACAAAAACAUAAACACGUUUCCACUUAGGUUAGCCUAGCUGAAAAUGGGAAAUUUUCUAAAAAUUUGUCAUUUGUUUAUUUAAACAAUUUGCUUAGAUCAAAGAAAAAAAAAAGAAAAACAAACACACACAACCAACAAAAGCCUAAUUUAAAUAAUUAAUUUAAGAUAAAUUUGUUUUGUAAAAAAAAUUAGUCUGUAUUUUGUAAUUUUAUAUAUGUGUAGUAAUUAGU
Musca domestica (house fly) is the source of this 5642-nucleotide messenger RNA. It is a transcript of the gene mew, whose product is annotated as integrin alpha-PS1. Gene Ontology annotation, molecular function: integrin binding. The record is from RefSeq and is a predicted model, not a curated record. Bases 1402 to 4794 code for a protein of 1130 amino acids. Lineage: Eukaryota; Metazoa; Arthropoda; Insecta; Diptera; Muscidae. Gene Ontology annotation, cellular component: integrin complex; external side of plasma membrane. Gene Ontology annotation, biological process: cell-matrix adhesion; cell-cell adhesion; integrin-mediated signaling pathway. The transcript has 10 exons.